CGCGAAAGCGAUCAAACAAGAUCACAGAAGCAAAGGCAGAAAAGCGUCGCCCGCGAUCGUCCGAUGUUCGACGAUCGAAGCUUCGCAAGUGCUGCGGAUCAUCUCCGCUGCCUCGACUGCACGUUCGAAACCGAUCGAUCUCCGCCGCGAUCGGGCUCCGUUCCGUGAAUCGCCUCCUCGAUCCUGGGGGGACAGACGCUCCUCCGGCGGCUGCUUCCGGCGGGGCUCCGUCGGGUUCGGGUCCGGGUUUUCGGUUCGGUUCUUCGAGCGCGAUCCCAUCGCCGUCGGCCGCCGCCGCCUGCGACGAUGACCCGAAGGCCCAGCACCUGCGCCAUCUGCGAGAACCUGAAUCUCGCUUCCAUCUGCACGGUGUGCGUCAACUACAGGUUGAGCGAGUACAGCAAUGAUCUGAAAGUGCUCAAAAGCCGCCGGGACGCGCUGUAUUCGAGAUUGAGCGAAGUGCUUGUGGCAAAGGGCAAGGCGGAUGAUCAAUAUAAUUGGAGAGCGACACAGGAUGAGAAGCUUCAAAAAUUGAGGGAAAAGUUUUAUCGCAAGAAAGAACAACUCGUUCAAGGGAAGGCUAAGGUCGAGAGACUGUCAAACGAUUUGAAGGCAAAGUAUGGAAUGCUGGAUUCUGCACUAUCCAAGUUGGAUAGGAAUCGUGCGGAACAACUGGAGAAGCUCUAUCCUAACCUUAUAAGCACACAGACCUUGGGACUUAUGGCUAUUACCUCAGAGCGCCUUCACAAACAGUCUGUGGUCAUAAAACAGAUAUGCAAAUUGUUCCCCCAACGUAGAGUGACUGUGGAUGGGGAAAGGAAAGAUGGAUCCAUUGGUCGAUUUGAUCAAAUUUGCAAUGCACGUUUACCUAGAGGACUUGAUCCCCACUCUGUUCCUUCAGAGGAGCUUGGUGCUUCAUUGGGAUACAUGGUUCUACUUCUUAAUAUUGUUGUUCAGAUCUUGGCUGCACCAGCACUUCACAACUCAGGAUUUGCGGGUUCUUGCUCUCGAAUUUGGCAACGAGAUUCUUAUUGGGAUGCUCGUCCAUCUUCUCGAAGCAAUGAAUAUCCCCUUUUCAUACCACGCCAAAACUAUUGCUCCACUAGUGGAGAAAAUUCGUGGUCAGACAGAAGCUCAAGUAAUUUCGGUGUUGCUUCAAUGGAGUCAGAGAGAAAGGCCCAGCUUGAUUCUUGUAGAAGUAGCAGUUUUAGUUUUACUUCUGCUUCUCCUCAUUCUGUCGAAACACACAAGGAUUUGCAGAGAGGAAUAUCCCUUUUGAAGAAAAGUGUGGCAUGCAUCACAACAUAUUGCUUCAAUUCUCUCUGUUUAGAUGUCCCUUCUGAGGUGUCUACUUUUGAGGCAUUUGCUAGAUUAUUGAGCAUACUCUCUUCUUCGAAGGAAGUUCGCUCUGUAAUUUCUCUGAAGAUGGCUUGUUCAAGAUCAAGUAAGCAAGGUCAACAGUUAAAUAAGUCUGUGUGGAACGUGAACUCAGCUAUCACAUCAAGCACUUUACUGGAAAGUGCACAUAUGCUUCCUAUUGUGAAAAACAUUGGUGAUGCCAAUCCUCCUAAUUCAACUGCCAGCUUUCUUUAUGCUACUGAUUUGUCGGAUAUGGGAAAGAAUGAGUCUCUUAUUGAUGGAUGGGAUUUAGUGGAACAUCCUACUUUUCCUCCGCCACCAUCACACAAUGAGGAUGUUGAGCAUUGGACCCGAGCGAUGUUUAUUGAUGCCACAAAGAAAUGAUUUGGCAACCGAACAACCUUCCUACCUUAUGUUUCUCUUGUUUUUCUGUCAGAGCUAGCUCUGCUGCUCUCUUUUAAGGGUUCUGGAAUCUUCUCUUUACAGGUGGGAGGUUCGUCAUGGAAAGGGCAUACAAGAAAAGCACUUGCUCAAUGCAGGGAAUGAGCAUUGCUUGUUGUAAAUAUGUGUGGAUAGGGAUUAGGUGUUGACAUGUAAAUACAAAAGGGCUGUCUCUAGUCACUAAUUUGGUUGCAGAGUUUCUUUCUGUGAUCUGUCGGAUCAUGUAACUACUUGACAGAUACUAACUAGACUACACCUCGUAGAUGUACAUUCCCCUGCAGCAAGGACUAAAUUGAAGAAAAAGAAAUUCACUUAUGUUCCUGAUAA
This is a messenger RNA of Eucalyptus grandis, 2127 nucleotides long. RefSeq lists its product as uncharacterized. Gene Ontology annotation, molecular function: SNARE binding. Lineage: Eukaryota; Viridiplantae; Streptophyta; Magnoliopsida; Myrtales; Myrtaceae. The coding region runs from base 307 to 1743 and encodes 478 amino acids. The record is from RefSeq and is a predicted model, not a curated record. The transcript is spliced from 13 exons. Gene Ontology annotation, cellular component: endosome; lytic vacuole. Gene Ontology annotation, biological process: SNARE complex assembly.